AUGGAAAGAGCAGAGAGAACAACAAAUGGUAUUAUACCAAUUUAUUGUGUAGCUCAUAGUUUACAUCCAACGAUAUGUAAUGCAUUACGAUUAUGGCCAAAACAAGCCAAAAAUAAGAAUUAUUUGAUGCUAAUAGCAAGUAACUAUGGAACAGAUGAUUUACAAUAUUCUACUGAAUAUUCUGACGAUAAUACUGAUUUAGAACAAACGAUGGAAGGUGAUAAUCAAAAUAAAAGUGGUUAUGAAUCUAGUGAUGAAAUAAUGAAUUCAUCAUUGACAGAUUUUAGUUCGGAAUCCGAUCAUAAUGAAGAUAACAACAAUGAUCACAGUAGUGAAGAAAUAGACAUAACAAUAGAUGAUGUCAGAGAAUUUAUCACAUCUAUUACUAAUGUUUUACUUAAAUGUCGCAAACUUGUGAAUCAUUUUCGAAGAUCCACAAAACAAACCGGAUAUUUGACAAAAACAAUUGGUAAAACAUUAAGAUGUCUUUCAUUAAUUAUUGAUUGUCCGAUAUGA
Molecule: messenger RNA, 516 nt
Organism: Didymodactylos carnosus
Lineage: Eukaryota; Metazoa; Rotifera; Eurotatoria; Philodinida; Philodinidae
Source: the annotation of a GenBank genome assembly